Molecule: messenger RNA, 5465 nt
Organism: Ailuropoda melanoleuca (giant panda)
Lineage: Eukaryota; Metazoa; Chordata; Mammalia; Carnivora; Ursidae
Gene: MLH3
Product: mutL homolog 3
Exons: 13
Coding region: 471-4835 (1454 amino acids)
Biological process (GO): mismatch repair
Cellular component (GO): mismatch repair complex
Molecular function (GO): mismatched DNA binding; ATP hydrolysis activity; ATP-dependent DNA damage sensor activity
Source: RefSeq, a predicted model, not a curated record
UGCGCGUGCGCAGUUGGGCGUCACCGACGAAAGCGCGUUCCCUGCGAGUCACCUCGGAAGCGCAUGCUCGUGGCGCGUGCAUGGGCUUCACGGGCCAACGUGCACGCGCCUCGCGUCCGAGGCGGUUGGUAACCGGGAGUUGGUGAAGAGCUGUUAGAGGUGACUUGGGGGAAAGCACGCGUCGAAAGGAUGGUUCCGGGAGCCCUUCUAACGGCGGAAAGGCCCUGACGACCGCCGCGGGUGUGUUUGGGAGCCAGCUGCGCCUGGGCUGCCGAAGGCCUCGUGCGUCAGGGCGGCGGGGCUGGGCCUGCGAGUUGGGGGAGGGGACGGGGUGGAGCCAGAGCGCGGGGGACCUGCGCCGGCGGUCCUGCCCUCCCCCCGCCCCCACGCCGCCGGAGCUUUCGCAGGCAAUUAUUUCCAGUGAGAGAAGGAAACCAGUGGCUGGCAUUCUUACCCGCUUUCUACCUGCCAUGAUCAAGUGCUUGUCAGUUGAAGUACAAGCCAGAUUGCGUUCUGGUUUGGCUAUAUGCUCCUUAGGCCAAUGUGUUGAGGAGCUUGCCCUCAACAGUCUUGAUGCUGAAGCAAAAUGUGUGGCUGUCAGGGUGAAUAUGGAAACCUUCCAAGUUCAAGUGAUAGACAAUGGACUCGGGAUGGGGAGUGAUGAUAUAGACAAGGUGGGAAAUCGUUAUUUCACUAGUAAAUGCAACUCCAUACAGGACUUGGAGAAUCCCAGGUUUUAUGGUUUCCGAGGGGAGGCCUUGGCAAGUAUAGCUGACAUGGCCAGUGCUGUGGAAGUUUCAUCCAAGAAAAACAGGACAGGGAAAACUUUUGUGAAACUGUUUCAGAAUGGAAAAGCCCUGAAAGCUUGUGAAGCUGACUUGACUAGACCAAGUGCUGGGACAACAGUAACAGUGUAUAACCUAUUUUAUCAGUUUCCUGUAAGAAGGAAAUGCAUGGAUCCUAGACUGGAGUUUGAGAAGGUUAGGCAGAGAAUAGAAGCUCUCUCACUCAUGCACCCUUCCAUUUCUUUCUCCUUGAGAAACGAUGUUUCUGGUUCCAUGGUUCUUCAGCUCCCCAAAACCAAAGACGUAUGUUCCCGGUUUUGUCAAAUUUAUGGACUGGCUAAGUCCCAAAAAUUAAGAGACAUAAAAUUUAAAUAUAAGGAGUUUGAGCUUAGUGGCUAUAUCAGCUCUGAAGCGCAUUAUAAUAAGAAUAUGCAAUUUUUGUUUGUGAACAAAAGACUAAUUUUAAGGACAAAGCUGCAUAAAUUCAUUGACUUUUUACUGAGGAAAGAAAGUAUUAUAUGCAAACCAAAGAAUGGCUCUGCCGCUAGACAGAUGAAUUCAAGUCCUCGACAUCGGUCUAACCCAGAACUCCACGGGAUAUAUGUAGUCAAUAUGCAGUGCCGGUUCUGUGAAUACGAUGUGUGCAUGGAGCCAGCAAAGACGCUGAUUGAAUUUCAGAACUGGGAUACUGUUCUGGUUUGCAUUCAGGAAGGAGUGAAAAUGUUUUUAAAGAAAGAAAAAUUAUUUGUGGAAUUAUCAGGUGAGGACAUUAAAGAAUUUAGUGAAGAUAAUGAUUUUAGUUUAUUUAGUGCUACUCUUCAGAAGCAUGUCUCCUCUGAUGAGAAGGGUGACCAGGUCAGUUUCCAAAAAGCAUGUAAUAGUAUUUUGGAUUCCUAUGAAAUGUUUAAUUUUCAGUCAAAAGCUGUGAAAAGAAAAGCUACUCUAGAAAACAGAAGAAACACACAGAAUUCUAGAGAUUCAGAAGGUAUCAGAAAAAAAAAUGAUUCAUUUCUGUAUGCUUGUGAAUCAGAUGGCCCAGGCCAUGGUACAGUGACGGAGUCAUCUUUACAAGUCAAAGAUAGCUCUUGCUCAGGAUCAAGGAUCUUAGAACAACAGACAGAAUCAGGAGAAAACGAAAAACACAAAAAACUUUGCUUAGAACUUAACUGUUUAGAAAACCCCUGUGGGACAAGUUCAGAAAUGUUGGCAAGCCCUUUUCAGACAUCAUACCGCUUUGAGAAGAGUGGAGAUGAUCUAGAAAUACAGAAUGCAAGUACUGUUGUUAAUGGGAUGGCUGCCAGUAUCCUGAAAAAUAAUGGAACUCAGAAUCAACUAGAGAGAUUUAAAGAUGCUACUGAAAUGGGAUGCCAACCUCUGCCUCUUGGGAUAACAUUAUUGAGAGUACAUGGUGCUCAGAGAGAGGAAGAGAAAAGAAAAAAACAACCUAGUAAUUGUGGAAGAAUAAACAUUUUCAGUUAUGGACAAGUUAAAUUAUGUUCCACUGGCUUUAUAACUCAUGUGGUACAAAAUGAGCAAACUAAAUCAACUAAAAGAGAACAUUUACUUAAAAACUGUAUUCGACCUGGUCCCGCAAGUGCCAAAGAAACAUUUGUAAAUAGAGCAUGCCAUUCAGCUGAGACUCCAAACAUCAAAGUUAGAACCAGCACUUUAAGUAAAGAAUUUGCUCAAAUGUCUAACAAAAAAUUGUGUGGAACAAAUAUACAUUUUGGACUAGAGAACAAACCUGAAGCAACUUAUAAAAAUGUUUCUAUUUCUCAGGAAAGUAGUAAAAAAUCACACAUAGGUUGCUUAUUACCUGACACAUCCUCUUCUUCGCCUUGGUGUACACAUGUUUCAAAUGGUAGUAAGAAAAUAGAUGAAGUGAUUGGUUCCUCCAAACCCAUAACCCAUAAGAAGCUAUGCUUAAGUUCACAACUAGGAUCUUUAGAGAAGUUUAAGAGGCAAUAUGGGAAGGUUAAAAAUCCUCUGAAUAUAGAAGUGGAAGAAAAUAAUAAUUUUGAAAUCUCUACCGGUCUCUGUCCUCAAGUUGAACCUGACAUUCCAUGGACAGACCAGAAUCACUUAGACAACUCAGACAUUUGUAAAGUCACUACUAUGAAACAUAAUGACUCAAAUAAUAGUUGUCAACCAGUAAGUCACAUCCUUUACUCGAAGUUUCCGUUCGCCAGUGAAGAAGAUUGUUUGGAACAACAGAUGCCUUGCUUAAGAGAAAGUCCUAUAACUCUAAAGGAGUUAUCUCAUUUUAACAGAAAACCUUUGGGUGUCAAGCAGUCUCCUAAAUCUUUAGCCUCUAAAUUAUCCAGAAUGAAAGGUUCGGAGAGAGAGACUCAGACAAUGGAAAUGAUGAGUCAUUUUGAUGAACUUCCACUAUCAGAUUCCAAGAGGAAAGACCGUGACUUGUGCAGUGGGUUAACCCUGGAUUCUUGUAAGUUAUUUCAAAAUGAGUAUGAAAAAACAGAGAGUGGCAUCAUUCCAGUGUUGGACUCUGUCACCCAGGAUAAUUCCUUCAAUAAAGAUAGUGAAACAUACUCUAACAACAAUACAGCAGGGAACUCUGUGAUACCAGAAAUUCCUUUGGUGUUACCCUGUAAUCAUUCUAAAGUCAUCAGUAAAGAUUCAGAUGUUCUUGUAGCUUCGGAACCACAGAUAGGAAGUCCUAACUCUCCCAGUAGAAUGUCAGUGAGUCAUGUAGAAGAUUCCACCUCCGACCAAAAUGGAACAUGUUUUCAUAGUGAAGAAUCUAUAGCAAGAACUUGUUCUGUAGAUGAAGCGUCAAGCACAUGUUCUUUGGAUUGGCGGCAGCAUUUUGAUGUAGCCCUGGGAAGAAUGGUUUACAUCAACAAAAUAACUGGACUCAGCACCUUCACUGCUCCUACUGAGGACGUUCAGGCUGCUUGUACUAAAGACCUGACGACGAUAGCUGUGGAUGUCAUGCAUGAGAAUGGAUCUCAGUACAGGUGUCAUCCUUUUAGAAGCGACCUCGUUCUUCCUUUCCUUCCAAGACCUCGGGAAGAAAGGACUAUGACGAGACAGAAGAACAGAGAUACUAUGGAUGAUACUGCUGGUAGAGAAUUACUUCAGUCUUUGUUCUCAGAAUGGGAAAAUCCAGUAUUUGCCCGUUAUCCAGAGGUUGCUGUUGAUGUAAGCAGUGGCCAGGCCAAAAGCCUGGUGGUUAAAAUUCACAAUGUCUUGUAUCCUUAUCGUUUCACCAAAGAAAUGAUUCAUUCGAUGCAGGUUCUCCAGCAAGUGGAUAACAAGUUUAUUGCCUGUUUAAUGAGCACCAAGACUGAAGAGAAUGGUGAGGCAGGUGGAAACCUGCUAGUCUUGGUGGAUCAGCAUGCUGCCCAUGAGCGUGUCCGUUUAGAGCAGCUGAUUACUGAUUCCUAUGAGAAGCAACAGCCACAGGGCUCUGGUCGGAAAAAAUUACUGUCUUCCAUUGUAAGCCCUCCACUAGAGAUAAGAGUGACAGAGGAACAAAGGAGACUCUUACGGUGUUACCACAAAAAUCUGGAAGAUCUGGGCCUUGAAAUUAUAUUUCCAGACACUAGUGAUUCUCUGGUCCUUGUAGGAAAAGUACCACUCUGUUUUGUAGAAAGAGAAGCCAAUGAGCUUCGAAGAGGAAGAUCUCCUGUGACCAAGAGUAUCGUGGAGGAAUUUAUUCGAGAACAAGUGGAGCUACUCCAGACCACAGGAGCCAUCCAAGGGACUUUGCCACUGACUGUCCAGAAGGUAUUGGCAUCCCAGGCCUGCCACGGGGCCAUUAAGUUUAAUGAUGGGCUGAGCCCAGAGGAGAGCUGUCGCCUUAUUGAGGCCUUGUCGUGGUGCCAGCUGCCGUUUCAGUGUGCUCAUGGGAGACCUUCGAUGCUGCCAUUGGCUGACAUAGACCACUUGGAAGAGGAAAAACAGAUUAAACCCAAUCUGGCAAAACUUCGCAAAAUGGCCCAAGCCUGGCAUCUCUUUGGAAAAGCAGAAAGAUGUGACAUAAGGCAAAGCCUAGAGGCAUCCAUGCCUCCUUGUGAGCCACCAUGAGAACAGAAUUACUGACCUGUAAGGAAGCAAAGGGACACUAACUCUGUGCUUCUGAGCAGAGAGCAUGUGCUGCAUGUCCUCACAGAGUCCUGAGUUGGCCGGUGCCUCCAGGCAACGUGACUGGUCAGUCUUGAGCAGAUGAUGCCUCCAAGCUAAAGCCAGUUUGUUCAUCUGCAGCCUUGGACACACAAGUUUGCCCUAUAAUAUCUACUUUUUAUAACUUAUUUAGAGAUAAAAUUUAAUGAUUAAUUGGUUUAUUUGUGGGUUUUUUUUUUCUGGGGGGGGUGGAAGUGGUUUGGUUUUGUUUUGCAAUUUUUUCCAGCCUCAUAAUUGGGAUUGAUGUGGUUUGCCUGACGCUGAACUUCCCAGGAUUCAGUCUGCCUUCCUGCCCAGCCCGUAGCCGCGCUCCACUGGUCCCCUCUUUCCCCCCAGUCUUCUUCACUUCCUGCUGCUGCUGCUGCUGUACAUUCUAAAUCUCAGACUUAAAGGUUUCUCUGCACUCAAUAAAAACGUCCUCUGCACUCAAUAAAAACGUCCUCUGCAGUCUUCCAUCAGGCCUAUAGUUAGAUUAUUUUAGGGAUUAAAAACUAUUGGUAAAGAGAAACAAGGACAAGGAUAGACUAGAGAAAA